Messenger RNA from Cornus florida, 1053 nucleotides. RefSeq lists its product as uncharacterized. The record is from RefSeq and is a predicted model, not a curated record. Bases 1 to 1053 code for a protein of 350 amino acids. The transcript has 2 exons. Lineage: Eukaryota; Viridiplantae; Streptophyta; Magnoliopsida; Cornales; Cornaceae.
AUGGAUAAGGUUAAUUCAAUCACUACUAGAUGGAAUGGCUUACACAUCUCUUUGGCUGGUAGAGUGGAAUUAUGCAGAGCUGUGAUCACCCCUCUGCUUCACUACUGGACCUCGGUUUAUUCUUUACCUGCUGCAGUCAUUAAUAUUAUUGAGAAGAGAAUGAGGAAUUUCAUUUGGGGCCAUGAUGACAUUAAUCUCAAAAUGCAUGGUUUAAAUUGGAAGAAGUUAGCUGCUCCAAAAGAAGAGGGAGUUAGAGAGGUUAUUAGGAGUAACAGCAGAUUUAAAAUUGGCAAUGGUAAUACUAUUAAGCUCUUCCUUGAUCCAUGGUGUGAUGGGAAUUUCUUAUCAGAUUUUUAUAGUUAUAGGGUGCUGCAUCGACUCAGUAGGGAUAAAAAGAAAAAUAUUGGAGAUUUUAUUGAUGAAGGGCAAUGGAAUGUGGAUUUGAUUCCAGUGGAGUUGCAUCAGUUUUUCUUCCAGUAUAAUAUUCAAGGGGGUGCGGAUAAAUUUUAUUGGCACGAAACUCAUUUUACUUUCAAAUCAGCUUGGCAUGCUUGUAGGAUUAAAAUUCAAGAGGUUUUCUGGUUUAAUCUUUGUUGGAAUGAUGGAAGGCCCAGGUGGUCCGCCUAUGCGGUUUUGGUUUUGCAAAAUGCAGUCAUUACCAAUACAUACUUGCAGCAGAAAGGCUUUUCUUUGGCUUCUAAAUGUGUGCUGUGUUGUAAGAGUAUUGAGAGUGGUGAUCACCUCUUUUGUUGCUGUGAUUUUUCCUGGAAAGUAUGGAUGAGUUUGGUUGAUAUUUGUCAUUGGAUUUUACAACCUUUUGAUUCAAUUCAAGCGUUGGCUUUGGAUUAUGCUCUGAAAUUCAAAGUGAAUUCUACAAGGACAAAGUUUUAUAGGAUGAUUUUCACUGCAACUCUAUAUUACCUUUGGAAGGAACGGAAUGCCAGAUUGCAUAAUGAUUUUUAUACUUCUCCAAAUGAUUUAGCUAAGUGUGUUUUCUGGGAUACUAUGGAUAUCUUGGGAGUUUGUCUCCAAUAUGUUGUCUCAGGCUUUUAA